Messenger RNA from Nicotiana tabacum (common tobacco), 3624 nucleotides. Lineage: Eukaryota; Viridiplantae; Streptophyta; Magnoliopsida; Solanales; Solanaceae. The record is from RefSeq and is a predicted model, not a curated record.
CUCCAAAAGAAAAAGAAAAAAGAAAAAAAGAAGACAUUUCUGAAGAAGAAACAUUCCUUUUUCUCUAUGUUUUCAAAGGGGGACAAAGCAGGGUUUUAUGAAAAUUACAAAGAGCGAGAGUUAGAAAUAUAAUACUUAAGUUUUUAAAUAAUUCGAAUAAGAGCAGAAAAGGAGUUUUAGAGUUACCAGCAAUUGGAAAUAUAGCAAGUUGUUUUGGAAAGCAGAAGCAAAAGUUUGAGCUUUUGGGAUUCCAAAGCGAAGCUCUCAAUUAGGGGGUUUUCCAAUUAUUUGAACCAACUAAUCAAGGUCGACAAGAAUUUAUGUGGUAAAAGUUCUCGGAAAGAUUCAAUUUUUAUUAGUCUUCGUGCUUGAUCCAAAAGGCAUUUCAGGGUCUGGGAAGGUUGGAGAAAAUUCCUCUGCUUUUCUUUUCCGGGUAUGAAGGAUUACGAGAUAGCAUGUUAAGAAAAUCACUUUGCUUCUUGGAAGUCGUAACCUUUGUGGCAAUAAUACAUCAUGACACUCGAGGACUUCUUUACCUUGACUGAGAUGAGUAAUGGGCUUACAGCGCCUGCUCGAGUCCAGGAGCUAGUCUCUAUCAUGCAGAAGGAAAAAGAGCGUGGUGUCAAGAAUACUAUUGAAAUAAUGAGACAUUGGACUGCUGUUGCAAGCACAAUAGCUGCAACUGAGAAUAAAGAGUGUCUUGAACUCUUUAUCCAGCUAGAUGGACUUCACUUUAUGAACAGUUGGUUAAAGGAUGCUCAGGAGUUGGAGAGUGACACAAAUGAAAAUGUAGCUGAAGAGACAAUCACUCAUUUUCUACGAGCGAUUGAAAGGCUGCAUGUCGACAAGGAGAAGUCAGUUUUCUCUGGAAUCAUGGUGAAUGUGAAGAAUCUCCUUGGCCACAAAAGUUCUAAGAUACAAGAGAGGUCUAGAGCAUUGUUUGAUAGUUGGGAGAAAGAAAAAGAUGAGGAUGCAGGUUCAAUGAGUGAUGAAAAAGAACAUUCAGGACCUUCUCUCAGGGGCGUUUCUCCUUCUGGGUCCAGAGAAGAGAAGAGCGAGGAACACAUCGGUGAGAAUAAGCUGCUGUCGUCAAGGUCCGAUGACAUCCAUCCAUCCAUAGUUAAUUACACCGAGGCAUUGGACAGAAAUUUGCAGCAUACAAUGUUGAAAGAUGGGUCUCCAAAUUCUCCGUCUUUGGCAAAAUCUGCUAGUGAAGACAAGGAAAAAUACCUGGCUUAUCAUGCAGAGUGUAGCGCCACUGCAAUUGAUACAUGCACUUCUGCAGUGGAGAGACACUGUAGUCUUGAUGAGCAGAAAGAUAUUCCUGUUUCAGAGUCUAUUAAUUGUUUAAACCACGUGCAAGAAGUCAGAAGUCCAGAGAAAUUAGACUCGGCAGUGCCUAAACCAUUAGACAUCAAAACCUUCUCUUCAGGUCCUGAUGCCAGAGAAGAGUCAAAGGCUGUCUCUGGUCAAGAUUUACAAAGACAAAAUGAUGUCAAAAAUGUAGAUGAUGAUAAAGAGAUAUUUUCUGUUGAUGAUGUAUCAGUAUUUUCUGUUGAUGAGGUAUCAGUGGCCAGUUCGAAGGGAAAAAUACCGACAGACAACAGUGUCUCUGCAAGUCAUGACAGAAGCAAUACAGUUCUUGGAGCUAAAGAAGACAGAAAGUACAACAUUGACAUGUUGCAAGAUUCUUCCAACAAACAUAAUCUGGAGCAUCCCAAAGAUUUGAGUAUUGCUUUGAUGAAAGUGGAUGUUGGUGGGGAUGAAAAAUGUGUUAGUAGUAAAAGUGAGGAUGAUCUGGAAACUGACACUGAAUUUGAAGUACCACAAAGAGGUAUUACAAUAUGUAGCGUGCUUGAAAAGAAAGGUGAUAUUGAAUUAGACUAUGGCAUCAUAGAUCCUUUAGAAGUUGCUCGACAAGUUGCAAUAGAAGUUGAGAGAGAAGUCCAAGAGAGUUGCAGUUCUUCUGAGAAAACACGGGAGAGUAAGGUUCAUGAGCCUGAUAGCCCAGAUUCUAGGAGAGCAAAUGGCUCCAAUAAGGAAAUACCAAAAGGAACACCUGUUCUGCCUGAGGUUUCACUUGCAUACUCAGAAGCUGGCCCAAUUAAUGGCACAGAGAAGGUAGAGUCCUCUCAGAUUACUGAUGCUGCUUUGGAUCUUGAAUCCAAUGACCAAAAAGGGCUGUGUCAUUUUGAUUUGAAUCUAGAGGUUAGCUCAGACGACAUAGAUCGACCAGGAAAUCCAAUCUCCACGUCCAUCUCUGUUGUUUCUGCUUCAAGGGCAGCAGCUGCUCCUGGAGUCCCUGGUCCUCCUUUGCAGUUUGAAGGGACUCUUGAUAGACUUGCCGAUCUAAUUACUGGAAAACAAGCCUCAGUAUCAUCUACUCUUCCUUCAGGGGAAUCUUCUGUUGAAGCUAGCCCAAAAAAAUUGGCAAGGCUCGAGUUAGAUCUGAACUGUGUUAGUGAGGAGGGUGAAGCACCAACAAAUUGGCGGGUGGAAAGAAGACUCUUCCCGGAUAGGGGCGAUUGGAGUCACUCUCCAUCAUCGUCGUCAUCAUCAAAACAACCAUCAUUAAGAAACUUUGAUCUAAAUGACCAGCCGACUUUUCUCCAUGAUUCUUCAGAUCUACCUUUCUUCAAGAAGCCGUCUCAGUAUACAAACACCUCUGGAGGUAUUAAUUCAGGUGAUUCUGUAGUAUCCAUCAUGGGCAUGAAGGUAGACGUCAACCAUAAAGAUCCUGUUUCUCGGUCUGUUAUGUUACCAAAUGGAAGGAUAGUGGAAAAUGCAGUUGAUCUUAGUACUGCAAGAAGUGGUUUCUUGGGAAUGGGAUCUCCAUUUCCGUAUACCCAUUCUCCUGCCACUGGAUACAAUGGCAUCACACCGGGUCUUGCCAUGCCUUUUCCCUCGGCGAUGUAUGGAUCCGGUGGUUCUAUCCCUUACAUGGUGGAUUCCCGGGGGGCACCUUUUGUGCCUCACAUUUUGGGCUCUGCUUCAGCAAUACCACCAUCCUUCUACCACCAACCAUUUGUUAUAAGCAUGACUGGUGCACCUGUUUCUAGUGGGGUGAUGCCAUCAAGGAGUNGGAGAAGUCUAGAUCUCAAUACCGGCUCAAUACUUGAGGGAGGAACUAGAAACCACAGAGGUACAAUGCAGCUUUUUGAUCAAGGACCGACCAGGUCAAUGGACGACCACUUUAGGACCACCUCAGGACCCUCAACCAGUUCAAGUAUCGGUGGGAAACGCAAAGAACCAGAUGAUGGUUGGGAACCUUUCCCUUUUAAACUUCAUCCUCCACCUUGGAAGUAGACUUAAUUUAUCUGGUUUUCCUCGCGGGCUCGGUUAACAGGCCAGUGUUUAUAGCAAUAGGUGAAUCCCAGGUAGGAGAGACUAGUGAUUUAGUGGGGGGCCAUUAUAUAGCUGAAUAAAGACUCAAUUUCUGAAUGUGAUAUGAUUCUUGACAUUACUUGGCAUAGAGAAGGUGCUAGGUUUAAUUGUCUCAAAAGUGUAAUUUUAACUUUGUUAUUUACUUAGCGUUUCAUUUAGGGUCUCUGCCAGCACAGAGAACAUGUAGCUGUAAUUUCUCAUUUACAUCAAAGAAAUUUAGAAGAAUGUUUCUUGUCUCUA